AUGAAGAAUAGAUGGGUAAUUACCAGACUGAACAUUUCAAAGUUCAUACAUUCAUUACGUCGUAUUUCAUGGAGACCAUUUUCAAGAGUUUCAACAACAGAUCAAUAUAAUAUCAUUGAUGAAAAUUUUGAUCCACAAUCUAAAUAUAGAGCAAAAAAUUUGGUUCUUAAAUCUAAACUUUUGAUACUUUUAGGGUUUAUUUUCAUUGGGAUAAGCUUAUUCUUAUCAAAGUUUUAUAUAUUUACACUGGAUAAUUAUAAUCAAUAUGUUCAAUCUAGUUAUAAUCUGAAUUUAUAUUUAAGUUUCAAUAAAAGGUUUCAAGGUUUUAAAGAGUUUAAUAAUGUUUUUCAGGCACCAAAUCAACGUGAAUUAUAUAUCAAUCAAAAUGGAGUGAAUAAUGAAUUCAAUUAUAAUUACUCAUCAAUCGCAUUAAUUUCAUACAUCAAUGAAAUUUAUAAAACUCAAAAGAGUCCCAAAGAAUACCUUAUAAACCAGACCAUUGAUUUCCACUGGGGUGAUUGGGUAGAUACCUCAAGAGCAAAUCCAUUUAUCAAAAUGUAUCCAGAUUUACUCAAAAGAUUUGGAAACUCUCAAAAUGAAGUUUAUAAUUAUUAUAAAAUGAUGUGUCAAUUUGUUCUUGAAGAUAAAAUACCUGAUUAUGAAGAUCAACAAUUAUUUCAAAAUCUUGCAUAUCUAUUUGAACAAGUUGAAGGUGUUGAAAUAUGUGGUGCUAUUGAUAAAUAUUAUUAUUUUCCUGUUCCAGAACGCAUUAUGCUUGAAACUGACUAUCAUUAUCAUGUUGUUGGUGUGAAUCCAAGGAGAUUGGAUGAACCUUUAGGUAUUGAAGGAUUAGCGAAAAGGUAUCAUAAUUCCAAAAGUGUCACUUCUAAGCAAAUAAAAGCUAUUGAUCCAAAUGAUGGAAAACAAAUUGCUCGGGAACUUAAAGGGAGUUAUCUUUCGAAAGGUUAUGAAUUUUCAAAUUUCAAGCUUCAAAGGUUCAUCAAUCAAGAUCCGUUAGAUUUUAGAGAACCAAACGUUUUGGGUGAAAUCAAAGAAUUAGAAAGAAAUAAGUUCAAAUUAACACAAGGAGAACAAAAAAGAUUAGAUUUUUUGCAUUAUUCUAAUGAACAUUUGAAAGAAAGACAGCCAUUUUUUUUCAAAACUGUCAUGGUUAAUAUUGAUAAUUACCAAGCCGUAUUACAUCAUUAUAACUAUCCAUGGAUGAGGAAAAUCUUGUGUCCUGAAGAAAGAAUCAAAAUCAUUCAUCAUAUGAUUAGAUCAUGGUUUAAAUUUGCAGAACAAGCUCAAGUGAUUUCAUGGUUUAAUUAUGGGAAUUUAUAUGGAUGGUAUUUCAAUGGACAAAAUUUACCAUGGGAUAAUGAUGUUGAUGUUCAAAUAUCAGUACAAGAUCAAGAUAAGUUAGGUCAAUAUUAUAAUAAUACGCUGGUUAUUGAAAACCCAGAUUUGGGAGAUCACGUCUUUCUUUAUCAAACAAAUCCAUGGUAUUUACAACCUCAUUAUAAACAACAUAUUGAUUCACGUUACAUAGAUGUGAGAUCUGGGAUUUAUAUUGAUAUUUCAUGUCUUUGGUUAGAUCAGUCUAUUGAACAUUAUGAUAAGGAAGAUGAAGAAAAUGAAGAGAAAGCAAAAAAAGAAGGAAACGAUACACCAGAAAAAGCAUUGAGACAAGUUCAUUGUAAAAACAAUCGUCGGUUCCCAUUAGAUGAUCUUUUCCCAUUGAGAAGAACCCUGUUUGAAGGAGCACAAGGUUAUAUGCCAUAUAAACCCAAAAAAGUCCUGUGGGAUACUUAUGGAAAGGGAUGUACAGAUAAGAAAUAUAAUAAAGAUCAUAAUUGGCAAAAAGAUAUAGGUAUGUGGAUUCAAAAUCAGAUUUGUGAAAAUGAAAAAAUCCCUAAAACUGGUGAUAGAUUUGAUGAUAAUGGUGAUUUAACUCUUAGUGGAGCAUGUAAUGAUACUGAAAUAUUAGAGAUUUUCAAAUUAAGUCAUGAUCAAUAUCAGGUUCAUCUUAAAGAAUUUGAUAUAGUUGUUGGGAAAGGCGAGGAUGGGUCAGAGUUUAGUGAAGAUGAAUUACCAAUCUAUAGGUUUUAUGAUUCUUCAGAGUUUCAAUAA
Molecule: messenger RNA, 2130 nt
Organism: Hansenula ciferrii
Lineage: Eukaryota; Fungi; Ascomycota; Saccharomycetes; Phaffomycetales; Wickerhamomycetaceae
Exons: 1
Coding region: 1-2130 (709 amino acids)
Source: RefSeq, a predicted model, not a curated record